UACAUUGAGCCAUGGAAAGCCUUUUUCGUCCUCUUCUCACGUUGUUAUUAGUAGCCAUCUUCCAUACUCUGCCUCCUCUCGCCAGUUCUUUUCCUAUUUCUCCUAAUUUUCCGGCGGUUUUCAACUUUGGAGACUCUAACUCCGACACCGGAGAACUCAGCUCCGGUCUUGGCUUCCGCCUCCAACCUUCCUAUGGAAAAUCCUACUUCUUCAAACCUCCAUCGUCCGGAAGAUUCUGUAAUGGACGUCUCAUUGUCGAUUUUCUAAUGGAAGCAAUUGAUCGGCCUUAUUUGAGACCUUAUUUGGAUUCGGUAAGCACACAAAGUUACCGGAGAGGCUGCAAUUUUGCUGCGGGUGGAUCAACGAUUCAGAAGGCAAAUGCUGCAUCUAUUAGCCCUUUUGGUCUUGGUGUUCAAGUCUCUCAGUUUGUCACAUUUAAAUCCAAAGUUCUUCAAUUGUUACAACAAGAUGAAGAUCUUGAAAAAUACUUGCCAUCAGAAUAUUAUUUCAAAAAUGGAUUGUAUAUGUUUGAUAUCGGACAAAAUGAUAUUGCCGGGGCAUUUUACAACAAGACACUAGAUCAAGUUGUUGGUCUCAUUCCUACAAUCAUAGAUAUAUUUCAAGAUGGAAUAAAGAGACUAUACGUGGAAGGUGCAAGAAACUUUUGGAUACACAACACAGGACCACUUGGGUGUUUAGCUCAGGUUGUGUCAAUAUUUGGGAGAGACAAAUCAAAACUUGAUGAGUUUGGUUGUGUCAUUGACCAUAACCAAGCUGCUAAGCUCUUCAAUUCACAGCUUCAUGGUCUUUUCAAAAAACUCCCUCAACAAUAUCCUGAUUCUCGUUUCACAUACGUUGAUAUCUUCUCCAUCAAAUCCGACCUCAUCCUCAAUCAUUCCAAUUACGGUUUUGAUCAUUCGAUAAUGGUAUGUUGUGGAACCGGAGGACCACCAUUGAACUAUAAUAAUCAAGUUAACUGCGGUUCGACGGGAAAAUCAUCAGAUGGUACAAUAAUAACAGCCACAGCUUGUAAUGAUAGUUCCAAAUAUGUUAACUGGGAUGGGAUUCAUUACACUGAAGCUGCAAAUCGGUUUGUGGCACAUCACAUUCUCUCUGGUAGAUAUUCUGAGACGGCCUUGUCAUGGAAUCUUUAGAAAUACCUCAAGAAAAAUUGUUUACAGAAUACAAGUUAAUCUUAUAUACAUGAACACAUAUAUCUUAUUAUCUACACAUAUAGUUGUAUUUUAACUAAAUAUUUUAGCAAUGCCUCCCAAGGCUAGCUUUUGUUGUAAAACAGAGCUUUCCUUCAAUAACUUUCAUUCACAAUAAUAAAUGCUUUGACAUAAUAAAAGGAUCUUCUUCAAAGUUCCUGUAAUGUUUCUGUGUAUCUAUAGACCACACACAGGUUUGUACAACACUUUCCGACAAACAAAAAGCUACAAAAACUUCAGUAAAUGGUACAAUUUUUCAAAAUCAUAUUCUGAAUUCUUUGUAUUUUGUAACCUUAUCAGCUGCAUUGUCCAUUGCAUAACUCCUCCUCAUUGUUAUCUUCUGAGUUCGUUAGAAGAUUGUUUUCCACUUCCCCAUGUUCUUCUUCUUCUUCAAUGGCUGCCUCAGUCUCACAUUCUUUAUCCGAAUCAGCCAAAAGAUGAAAGAAAUCACCAAAAUACCACUUACAAUCUUCUUUCCACUCGCCUUUAUGUGCGUUAACACGCCAUUUCUGAUCUGCAAUCAUCUCUGGUGACAAACCCCAUCUCUCUAACUCUUCAUCCGUGUGAUGAAUCGCCAAGCUGUAGUCACCGCCUUGUCCUAACUCCAUGACUCUGAUCUCGCUGUUCCCUGGAUUGUUUAGUCCCUCAAACUGUUCCACGGUCCACUUGAACCAUUUCAUCAGAAAGACACGUGAUGUUAAACCGUGCGAGACAAUCACAAAGUUUAACUCAUGUGACGGGUUGAUGUGUAGCCUGUUCAUGUCUAUGUCUCUCCAU
This is a messenger RNA of Eruca vesicaria subsp. sativa (arugula), 1988 nucleotides long. The record is from the annotation of a GenBank genome assembly. Lineage: Eukaryota; Viridiplantae; Streptophyta; Magnoliopsida; Brassicales; Brassicaceae.